Molecule: messenger RNA, 1869 nt
Organism: Lonchura striata (white-rumped munia)
Lineage: Eukaryota; Metazoa; Chordata; Aves; Passeriformes; Estrildidae
Gene: GJC1
Product: gap junction protein gamma 1
Biological process (GO): cell-cell signaling
Cellular component (GO): connexin complex
Molecular function (GO): gap junction channel activity
Source: RefSeq, a predicted model, not a curated record
CGGCCGAGGGGCCCCGGCGCCGCCACGGGCCGGACCCGGCAUCUGCCCUGUCCCUCAGCUGGUUUUGAGCCUCCUGUAGCUGCUCUCUGAUGCUGGAGCCCCUGCUGAAGGAUGCAGCCGCAGGCGCCCAGGGCUGUCUCGCUAACAAGGAGCAGAUUCCUCAAAAGCCUGCGGAGGAGACGUAGGAUCUUCAAGCAAAUUCUGUCAGCUGGAUCCCGAUAGCAGAUAAACUCAUUUGACCACCAUGAGUUGGAGUUUUCUGACCCGCCUGUUAGAGGAGAUCCAGAACCACUCAACCUUUGUUGGCAAAAUCUGGCUGACAGUGUUGAUUGUGUUUCGGAUUGUCCUAAUUGCUGUGGGAGGAGAAUCCAUUUAUUAUGACGAACAAAGCAAGUUUGUGUGCAACACGGAGCAGCCUGGCUGCGAGAACGUCUGCUACGACUCCUUCGCCCCUCUCUCGCACGUCAGGUUCUGGGUGUUCCAGAUCAUUCUCGUGGCCACUCCCUCCGUGCUGUACUUGGGCUACGCCAUCCAUAAGAUCGCCCGGAUGGUGGAGCACAGCGAAGCCAGCAGGAGAGCCAGGAGGAGGAGCUUGCCCAUCCGCUGGAAACAGCACCGGGGCCUGGAGGAAGCUGAGGAUGACCACGAGGAAGACCCAAUGAUGUACCCAGAGAUCGAGGUGGAGAGCGUCCGGGAGAGUAAAGAGAAGCAGAGCCCUGCCAAAGCCAAGCACGACGGCCGGCGGCAGAUCCGGGAGGACGGGCUCAUGAGGAUUUACGUGCUGCAGCUCCUGGCCAGGGCCCUGUUUGAGGUUGGCUUCCUGGUGGGGCAGUACUUCCUGUACGGCUUCCAGGUGAGCCCCGUGUUCGUGUGCAGCAGGAAGCCCUGCCCGCACAACGUCGAUUGUUUCAUUUCCAGGCCGACCGAAAAGACCAUUUUCCUGCUGAUAAUGUAUGGGGUGAGCUGCAUGUGUCUGCUGCUGAACGUCUGGGAGAUGCUGCACCUGGGCUUUGGCACCAUCCGGGACACGUUGAAUGCCAAGAAGAAGGAGCUGGUUGACUCUGGGACCUUCAACUACCCCUUCACCUGGAACACGCCCUCAGCUCCGCCGGGCUACAACAUCGCGCUGAAGCCGGAGCAGAUGCAGUGCACGGAGCUGUCCAACGCCAAGAUGGCCUACAGGCAGAACAAAGCCAACAUAGCUCAGGAACAGCAGUACGGCAGCAGCGAAGGGAACAUUCCCGCCGACCUGGAGAUCCUGCAGAGGGAAAUCAAAGUGGCUCAGGACCGCCUGGACCUUGCCAUCCAGGCUUACAACAACCAAAACAACCCCAGCAGUUCCAGAGGGAAGAAAUCCAAAGCGGGCUCAAACAAAAGCAGUGCCAGUAGCAAGUCGGGAGAUGGGAAGAACUCGGUCUGGAUUUAACGUUGACUCAGUUGAUACGCUGUGGUUUUUUCCCCUAGUUUAUCAUAACCAGCAGUCCCAUGAAUAAUGGCUUCCAUUAAGGGAAUAUUUGACUCUGCUGAUUUUCAGGGAUACCGUUGGCUCGUGAUUCAGCCCCAGAAAGGGUUUAUACACUGAUUCUAGGACUUUAGAAUUUUAUUCUUUUGUCUUCCAAGUCAGGAGACAAAUAGGUAUAUUUAAUUCAUUCUCAUUGAACGGUUUAUGCUGUAUGUACAGUAUUACAGUACAUUUAUUAUGCACAAUUUUUUUUGUAUUUGUACACUGGAUCUGAUGUUACACUUUUUAUAUCAACAAGGACAAAGCAAUGGAUAGCCAUUAGCAUUUUGUUAAUUUUAUUAUUGUUGUCUGCAGUUACGUCAUUGUUCUUCCUUGUUUUCCAAGUAAAACUUUUUAUAAAACUUUUC